AUGAUAAAGAUUCGCAGUGCAUUAAAGUUCAGGAACCCAUAUCCGCGAGAGGUUAGGUCGACGGAUUCAUCCCAGCGAUAUUUCUUUCAUAUUGAUGCUGCAGAGAGAGAAAAUGACGACUGCGGCUGCCCAUGUGUACGGGGCGUGCCGUAUCCGUAUAGAGUAGCGAUCUCCUGGACAGAAUGUAUCAAUAUCAAUGGGCUCUUUGGCGACGCUAGUACCUUGCAGAUGAUAAUAAUAUCCAGCCCCUGCAGCGGAGAAAUUAAUUGUGUUUUCCUCGUGUCCGGUUUCAAGAAUCAAGAAUCAAGACUUACCAAGUUCCCAGAGCCCGUCUCCUCGGACGAUGAUCUCCCUCUGGACUCUGGAGACUGGCAGGAGUCUAGAUUUUCAAGGCUCGAGAGGAAAUCGAAUUGCAUUGCACUGAAUAGAAUGAAUGAAUAUUGA
Monascus purpureus is the source of this 444-nucleotide messenger RNA. The record is from the annotation of a GenBank genome assembly. NCBI's taxonomy places the organism in Eukaryota, Fungi, Ascomycota, Eurotiomycetes, Eurotiales, Aspergillaceae.